Messenger RNA from Exophiala mesophila, 2229 nucleotides. RefSeq lists its product as uncharacterized. The record is from RefSeq and is a predicted model, not a curated record. Bases 154 to 1902 code for a protein of 582 amino acids. Lineage: Eukaryota; Fungi; Ascomycota; Eurotiomycetes; Chaetothyriales; Herpotrichiellaceae. The transcript has 2 exons.
CUUGACCAUCAUGGCCUGAUUUGACCAUACCAUACUAAUCUACCUUCAUCAGCCUGACCAUCACUAGCCAUCUAUCCUACCGGGCUGUUGCGAAUACCGGCUUUUGACCAGAAAACAUAUUCCUUCCACUUUCCGGAGUGUGAAGUCGAUGUUAUGGACCGGUAUCGAAGCUCGCGAAGGUCCCCUCCCCCUCGUGACAGGUACCGAGAACGGGACCAUCAUCCCAACGUCGAAUACUUUGGCGAGGGCGAAAGCUAUCGGCCUGGAGGCGGCAGUUCCGCAAGCAACGAUGCCUCAUAUCGUCCGCCCAACCGAGAUCGACCAAAUCCAGAUUCAUGGUCUGCCGACAGAAGAGACAAUGUCCGUCGAGAUGAAAGAAGAGAAGACAUAGAUUCAUACAUUCCACCCACCAGCGCCAGAGCAACUCGACCAGGCAGUCGAUCGCCUCCUCCCUACCGUCGCCGAUCGCGCACUCCUCCCGGUCGUGGUCGAGAAGACUUGUUCCCGAACAGAAGAUCCCCUCCUCCUCCCCGCCGCUUCUCACCCCGAAGAUCUCCCGUUCGAAGACGAUCACGUUCUUUUGGUCCCAGACAACGCACUCCUCCUGAUACGAAACGAUUUCGAGACUACAGCCCUAACCCAUCAAGACGAUCGCCGAAAAGAGAGAGAAGGAUAUCACCAGAUCGGCCUAGAUUUGACCGUCCCCGAUCGCCUCCUAGGAGAGACCUAAGUCCUGACCGUGAUUCUGGACGAGGAGGAGCACCUUUUCGACCGCGAUCUCGAUCCCCUCCUCGUCGAUUUGACCGUCGCCCACAGGAUGACAACUGGAGACGGAGGUCUCCUUCACCGAGGAACUCCGGCGCGGUUUCCAACACGACAUCUCGCAGAUCAUCUCCGCCACUCCAUCCAGACAGGGCCAGUCUUACUGGCGAGAGGCCAAGAUCACCGCCGCAUCAACCACGAAGCCAUUACGGACCAGCAGACACAUCAAGCCAUCGAGACAGAUCACCCCCACGAGAGUCUGCUGAGCCGCGGCCACGAACCCGAGAUACCAGCCCGCCUUUAGAGGAGCAAACUGUGAGAGACGAGGUAGUCCAACCUCCAGCAGGACCUAGCGGUCGAAAUGGUGUGUACGAUCGGCCACCACCAACUGGUCCAUCCCGUAGUUUCACCCAGUCGCAACCCUCUCCACCAACAGGACCAUCACGAUCUCGACCCACGCCGACAGGACCGUCCCGUGAUUUCACCAGCCCUCCUAUUCGCGGACGUGGAAGCUUGACUUAUCGAGCCAGAGGAGGGCCAGCAUACGGACGAGGUGAAUACAUUUCAAGCCGGGGAGACUACGGAGGUGGUAGUGGCAUCGGUAUCGGUAGCGGCGCCAGUAGUAGCAGUGGAGGAAUGACACGCAGCGAGCGAGACCCUCCAACUGGUCCACGAGGUGAUUUCUCACGAAGUGAAAGUUAUCGAGGUGGCUAUGGACGCGGCGCCGGGGCGGCCGGCUCAGUAGUCUCUCCUGUGACCCCGACUGGCCCAUCUGGCGAUCAGCAAUCCCAGUUUGGAUUCCGCGGCAGUACUGGCGGCAGCGCGACCUACCCACGCACACAACGAUUCAACAGCAUUCAACAACACCUGUCAACCACCGAGAAGCUUGUCCCUGGCGGCAAACUCCUUCCAUCAGGUCUUCCACUGGACCAAGAAAAACGUCUGAAGACACUCGAGGCUGAAGCAGAGAGAAUGCGAGUGGAGAUUGCUGAGAAACAACGGCUCAAGAGAGAAAUGUUGAAUGACUGGGACGUCAGGACCAGAGAGACCGAGCGAGAUACCCUGAGGAGUGAAUUGGCGGAUUCUCAUCUACAGACCUUGAUCGAUGGCGACGAUGGGAUCGGACGGGCUGCAUUCUAGUAGGUUUGGCUCGGGAGGAGAUCAACAUCUGCUCUCUCGAUUAUGGUCUUGGCCAUGAGAUGGGAUUGCCAUCGCAGAUUGUAUUUCAUCAGAUGACAGAAAAUUGGUCGUUCACAUGAGGAAUUUGGCAUAGCGAGGGUGGUCAUGGAAUCGAAAAAUAGCAUUCAGGAAAGACGACCUGAUCGGUUGAAGGAGGGCUUGCAUACGAUACGACGCAUUGCACAAGGUUGCUCUUUCAAAGUCAUCAAGAUACCCACCAACGAAUCGAUGAAAACUUGACCGUCUUCUCCGUUAACAAUAUUGGGAUGAAUCUUCCGGCCAUACUUG